Molecule: messenger RNA, 201 nt
Organism: Lentinula edodes (shiitake mushroom)
Lineage: Eukaryota; Fungi; Basidiomycota; Agaricomycetes; Agaricales; Omphalotaceae
Exons: 1
Source: RefSeq, a predicted model, not a curated record
UACCCCACACAACACCACGCCGGCGCAGUCGGCUACGGGCCCAACUACCGCCAAGGUCCUUCCCUCACCGACAAACUCUCCGGUCUCAAAGAAGAACUCAAAGGCAAAGUCACGAAAAACCCGGGGCUGGUGGAACAUGGGAAGGAGAUGAAAACGGGGGAGGUUAAGAGGAGGGAACAACAGGAGGAUGUGAGUUUUUUU